AUGAGUGGCAAUGACUCUGAUUCCUCUGAUGACGACUGGGUAAUCACUUCAACAGCAACCGAUUUACCAACCUCGGUGACAACAUCCCCUUCUCCUCCUUCGCAACCGCCACAGCAACGAACACUGCCACAAUCCACCCCGAAGAAACCAUUGCAACGACCCACCGUGUCACAGGCCACUGUCCGAACUAUCCGAGCCUCAUUGUCCAAAAACCAACUUGCUGGAGAUCCCCACAAGACACGAUCGGCUGCCGAGAUCAACUAUAUCAGUCAAGAGCAGUUAGAGUCGAUAUGCUCGUCCAUGGAUAGCCAUCUUCUUGUACGUCGAUUGGUCGAGACGUAUAAGAAUGCAGAGACCUUUUUACGGAUCAAAGAUAUCGAGACAGCCAAGAUGACGUUUGAUGCCAGGCUCAGUGAAACGCUUUACCUAUGUAGCGAUCCAGGAUGUUUCAUAUUGGAUUUCAUCCGGGCAUUGGAUUCCUACUUUUCUCAACGUCGAGAUCGUGAUUUGACACCCAAAUUUCGUCGAUACCUUGUCCAGGCAGCAUGCCAAGCUUAUCAAACGUUCCUGGAUACACCACCCAACGAGUAUAAGGUGCCCAACAAGAAUCACACCAAAGCAAAAGCGACAACGGUGACAUUGAAGCAACCAGAGGAAAUCGAUCUUAUUUCUUUUCCCGAUGAUGAUGAACCCAAUCUUAUUUCUUUCGAUGAUGACGAUAAUUCAACAUCACCACCACCACCACCGCUAUCACUCAACUCGAACAACGACUUGGAUGUGACCAUCACCGAGAUAUUGAGUUCCAAUGAUGAAGAGGAGGAUGAUUCGAGCAAUGAUGAGGAUGAGGAUGAUAUUGAAAAUGGCAUGGCCAAGGUGACCUUUGCUGAUCUUAUGGAUAUUCCAGCUGAGACAUUGGAUCGCUAUCGUUUGAAAUACGCGCAUCAAGAAUCAUGCAUUCAUCUUCUCGACGUGAUCUCAUCACCCAUUCUUAUCUAUUAUGCGAUGGGCGUAUUCAAAUUACAUUCCUUGAUGGCGCAUGGCUGUGAUUAUGAGGAAGAGGGAGUACGAUUAUGCCGGAUGCUGAUGCAACACAAGCACUACAAUGAAGCAAUUUCAUGCAUACGUCGACUUGAUCUUUUUCAUGCAUUCCCAGUGGAGCAAAUGGCUGGAGACAUGAUAUCAAAUGGAAUGUCGAAUAUGAUGCCAGUCUAUGUCAGUGGUCAUGAAGCAUUGCAGCGGCAGUUACUUGAUUACAUCAAUAGACAGCUUCGUUACACAUUUGCGGGAUCACUAGGCAUUGUACCUGAAGAACAUCUCAAAGACCUGGAGAGUGAUCUACAAAGAGUGCCACCGUUACCUCGAUUGAAAGAGCGUCGAUUCCAAAAAGAUCUUACAAGUUGUUGUGGAAAGAUUAUGCAAGAAUUGAACGAGGAGCCGACAGCCUAUUAUUUUAUUUGGCUUUCACAGCGAUAUGCAUGUUUAAGAUGGAUCAUCAUGGAGAGGGCUGCUCAACAAUCAGCGGAGAACGACUAUUCAGUAUCCAGCAGCUCCAAUUACAACGGCCUCAUUGAUCUUGUCACAGCCGAUGACCCUGCACUUGCCAAACUUGCCAUCAAAGAGUUUGUUGAUAUUGGCGAUCCCGUGGCACCAACCUAUUUUGCAGGACGCUUGAAACAACAACAAUUCUUUGUUCAAUACUAUCAACGACCCUUACAAGAUCGUGCUGUAGGCAUAUUCAAAGGCGAGCAGCUCUCCCAACCUCGACCUAUUCCUUCACGACACGCGAUGACCAAUGACGAUCAGCUGUAUCAAUUACCGGCACAUGCUCGACCUGUCAUGGUAGACAAUCAACAAGACUUGUUAUAUAUGAAGGCAACGCUUGCUAAGACACGAGUUUGUGGUUUGGAUACUGAAUGGGUGCCCCAAUUUGCGAGACAAGAGAAGCUGCAAACGGCUGUCAUGCAGAUUGCUUCCGAUACGGGCUUUGUGUUUUUGGUGGAUCUUGCUACCUUAUUGCAACCGACCCACGUGGUGCUUUUACAAGACUUGGAUCUUAUUUUACGCAUGCUCUUUGAAGCCGAUCACAUUGUUAAACUAGGCAAGUAUAUGGGUGUUCCUUUUUCUUUUCAUAUGCUAAUGGAGUUUCAUAUAGCCUACGAUUUUGGAGGCGAUUUCAACUUGCUUGGUCAAUGCAUGCCUAGUGUGAAAAAGUGGUCGACCAAGCAUCUAGUGGAUUUCAAGAAUUUGCGCACUGCAGAUGACAAACCUAUCACUGGUGGUCUUUCUGGCACUGUAAAGCACUUUUUAGGUGUCAGCAUGAAUAAGAAGCAACAGCUAAGCAAUUGGGAACAACGGCCUUUGACUGUGGAUCAAGCUACCUAUGCUGGUAAGGAUGAUGAUAGUAGUAGUAAGGUGAUUGCCAGCGAUACUCAAAAAGACUUUUCUAUAUGA
Molecule: messenger RNA, 2451 nt
Organism: Lichtheimia ornata
Lineage: Eukaryota; Fungi; Mucoromycota; Mucoromycetes; Mucorales; Lichtheimiaceae
Exons: 3
Coding region: 1-2451 (816 amino acids)
Biological process (GO): nucleobase-containing compound metabolic process
Molecular function (GO): nucleic acid binding; 3'-5' exonuclease activity
Source: RefSeq, a predicted model, not a curated record